AUGUGGAACUCGCGCCUCUUUGAAUUCGGUGCGGUCCUCUUCCUGGCCGACAUCUUCCCAGGCACCCUCCUGCCCAUGUCAGUGUAUGCUUUGGUGAGAGGGUUCGCCGCCGUCCUGUUUGCGCAGACGGUGGGAUCGUGGGUCGACAAAGGCAACCGACUCCAUGUCGUGAGGGCCUCCAUCAUUGGGCAGCGUGCCUCCGUCAUCGCCAGCUGCCUCGUGCUCUGGGCGAUGGAGACGAGGGAUCUCAGUGAAAAGGCAAAGACGGGCCUGUUUGGAGUGUCCGUCAUUCUUUCCUGUGUCGAGAAGCUCAUGGCGGUGAUGAACACGGUGGCUGUCGAGAGAGACUGGGUCGUCGUCAUGACCGAGGACAACACGUACGCCCGACGAUUGCUCAAUGCUCGGAUGAGGCGCAUCGAUCUCAUCUGCAAGCUUGUCGGCCCUUUGGUCAUCUCAAACGUGGCCAUUGCAUCAACCGUCAUUGCCAUCUACACCACUCUCGCCAUGAGUGCCGUCUCCGUGCCCAUUGAGUACAUCUGCAUCGAGCAGGUCUUCCGCUUCUUCCCGGCACUUGCACAGCGCAACAUCCCACUGGAGAGCAAUGAGGAGCCACGUUCGCUGUGGAAGCGCCUGACGUACCGCGUGCUGCCCAUCUCCUCUCUGCCCUUCUAUUUCCGCCAUCCGGCCUUCAUACCCUCCUUCAGUCUCGCGCUGCUCUAUCUCACCGUGCUCUCGUUCUCGGGCCAGAUGAUCACAUGGCUGCUGGCUGUUGGCUACACAACGACCUAUGUCGGCGUGGCCCGGACUGUGAGCACCGUUCUCGAGCUGUCUGCUACGUGGAUCGCGCCGCGCCUGAGCAAGAAGAUUGGCGCCGUGCGAUGUGGGAUAUGGAGUCUGUCCUGGCAGAUGAUCACGUUGACGGCGGGCGUCGCCUGGUACUACGCCGACUUUUUCAGCACUGGCAAGCCGCACCUAAUCGCAGCCACCGGGUUGACGCUCUUUGUGGCCCUCAGCCGGGUCGGUCUCUGGGGGUUUGAUCUCAGUGCGCAGCUGAUUGUACAAGAGGAAGUAGAGGAGUCUCACCGAGGCACCUUUUCAACAGUCGAGGCGGCCUUCCAGAAUCUGGCCGAGAUGACAUCGUAUGCAUUGACCAUUGCAUUCUCUCGCCCGGACCAAUUUCAGUGGCCCAUACUCCCCAGCAUAGCCGCAGUGUAUGUUUCUGGUGGUCUGUAUACGUGGUUCGUCCGCAAGAGAAGGGGCCAUCUGCUGCACUUGUCGUGUAUCAUGGGCGAGAAGGGGUCUUCCCGGCCUGAGAGCGUGGAGCUUGGGCAUAGAGCGGCUUGA
This is a messenger RNA of Emericellopsis atlantica, 1344 nucleotides long. RefSeq names its product Ferroporti-1. Gene Ontology annotation, molecular function: iron ion transmembrane transporter activity. Gene Ontology annotation, cellular component: membrane. The transcript has 3 exons. Gene Ontology annotation, biological process: iron ion transmembrane transport. Bases 1 to 1344 code for a protein of 447 amino acids. NCBI's taxonomy places the organism in Eukaryota, Fungi, Ascomycota, Sordariomycetes, Hypocreales, Bionectriaceae. The record is from RefSeq and is a predicted model, not a curated record.